UAGUUUGUCUUGUUAUCAAAUUUAUCGUUGUUCCUAAUAAGAUACUUACACUAAUAGAUUAUAAAAUAGGUAUGACAUUAUACUACAAUUAUUGCUAUUAAUAAUUUUAACCACAAAAUAAGAAAAUAUUCUGCGCUGUUAAUUCUUUAAUUUUUGUGAAAUUUUGUUCAUUUGAGUACCAUGCAAGAGUAAUGUCUACAUUCAAAUUCAUUGAUGUGAGCGCAAAUCUUACUCAUGCCCAGUACUCAGGUUGUUAUGGACAUCCUCCAACUAAGAUCCACAAAGCAGAUUUACAACAAGUAUUAGAAAGAAGCUGGGAAGCUGGUUUGCAAAGGAUAAUUAUUUCUACCCGAGAUUUAAACGAAAGUAUAAAAGGUCUGAAAAUAGCACAAAGUGAUAAGAGAUUAUUUUGUAUGAUUGGUUGUGAUUAUGCAAAUUCUUUACACUUUGAAGAAAAGGGAGAAACAGAUUUAUAUAUACAACAAGUAACAGAUGUAAUAUCGUCAGGAAAAGAAAAAGUUGUUGCUAUCGGAGAAUGUGGUCUGAAUUCCUGUAAUAAAUAUUAUUAUCCAUUGGAUUUUCAGUUGAAAUAUUUUAAAAUUCAACUACAAAUGAGUAAAAUAUUCAAAUUGCCUUUUAUUUUGUCCUUAUGUGGAAACGACAUUGAUAAGUUAAUGCUUAAUGAGUUAAGUAACUAUCCAGAAUUAAGAGGAGUUAUAUACAUCUUUAGUCCAACCGUACAAGUGAUGACGCGAUUUGUAGAGGCGGGCUUUUAUAUUGGGUUAGAUACAUGGUCUUUUAAGUCUGAAGAGACGAUUGAAGCCGUUAAAAUAAUACCUUUAGACAAAAUUAUAUUUCAAACAAAUUGUCCAAAUAGGAUAAUACUGCGCAGUUUUCCGGGGUAUUGGUAUAUUUCUAGAAAGAACUUAGAUGAUUUGUUGACAACCAAGAAAGAAAAGUGGAGGCCAGACUUUAUGGUAAACGAGAGGAGCGAACCAUGUUGUAUAAGACAAAUACUGGAUAUGACGGCCCUUGUGACUAACAUGAACAAACAUGAUUUAGCAGAACAAGUUUAUCAGAACACCAUGCGUUUAUUUUUUCCUGGUGAGAAUAAUUAAUUUUGCCUGAAAAUCUGGAUAUAUUAGGGAAUCUUUUGGUGUUUCGUCUCGAUGCUGAAUAACUUGAAAUUUUUGGUUAGACAUGUCAAUGUAAUUUUUAGCAAAAUUAAGCAAAAAUGGUAUUCAACACAUCAAUCAAUAACGAAUAGUAUUUCUUUAUAGAUGAAACAGUAAACAGCUAGUCGUAAAAUAAUACGAAUUAUUGUAAAAUGACAAUAAUAAAAUAAUGGUUUAACAAUAUUAUUUAGUGGCAUCAUGGCAGCUAGAGAACAUAUUGUAACGAGAGUUAAUUUUGACCGACUUCAAGUAACGGUUCAAACUCGGUAUAGCCUGGAACCUUCUUUACCGAACACGUUAUACAGUGCUAGUCAAAAGUCCGUACCCCCCUCGUAUCUUUUGAACGGUUAUACUUAUAAUAGUGAAAUUUGGAGGGAGGAAAUGAACGGACGUAUGCUUCUUAACUAGAUAUGACAGGUGACGUAAAAGUGACAGAUGACUUUACAGCGCCACUGUGACAGAUAAUUUUAAAUGGUACCCUAUGGUAAGCGAUACCUCGUUUGAUAGGUAUUGAAAAUACUUAUUCAGCGAUACUAAUUUUGUUUGAGUUUAAGCUCAUUUGGAUAAAUAAAUGAAAUAAUAUAAAAUUGUAGUCUCGCAUUUAAUUAAUAAAAAUUCAAACCUCCGCCUAUGGUUACUUGUCAAAAAGGUUGACGUUGACGUAAAAACUACUAGAGAGCUGAAAAAUGUCAACUUUUUUGACAAAAUAACCAUGGGCGGAGAUUUGAAUUUUUUAUAAUUAAAUGCGAAACUACAAAGUUAUAUUUAUUUCAUUUAUUCACCAAAAUCCAAAAUCAACUUAAACCCAAAAAAUUAGUAUGACUGAAUAGGUAUUUUAAAUACCUUUCAAAUGAGGUGUCACUUGCCAUAAGGUCCCAUUUAAAAUUAUCUGUCACAGUGGCGCUGUAAAGUUAUCUGUCACUAUUACGUCACCUGUCAUGACUAGUUGAGAAGCGUACGUCCGUUUAUUUCCUCCCUCCAAAUUUCACUAUUAUAUGUAUAACCGUUCAAAAGAUACGAGGGGGGUACGGACUUUUGACUAGCACUGUAUACUAGACGCAGCAAGAAGCGACUGUCAGAAUACCGGUACUAGAGAUGAGCAGAACUUUCUGGAAUAACGGUAUUAUGUAUAAACGAGGAACGUUUUUGUUAGUAGAGUUUAGUUAUAAGAUACACUCAGAGUUGUAAACUUAUUAAAAUAAAUAGUUGCAUAUAAAA
This is a messenger RNA of Diabrotica virgifera virgifera (western corn rootworm), 2393 nucleotides long. Its product is annotated as deoxyribonuclease TATDN1-like. Gene Ontology annotation, cellular component: cytosol. The record is from RefSeq and is a predicted model, not a curated record. NCBI's taxonomy places the organism in Eukaryota, Metazoa, Arthropoda, Insecta, Coleoptera, Chrysomelidae. Gene Ontology annotation, molecular function: 3'-5'-DNA exonuclease activity. The transcript has 2 exons. The coding region runs from base 192 to 1118 and encodes 308 amino acids.